AUGGCCGCCCGUCUACGCAAGACCUUCCACUACCCCACCGACGACGCAGCCGACUCCUCCAGCGACCGCGAAGACCUCGACGAGCAAGAGCAGGAAUCACUCAUCCAAGACCUGGCGCAGCGAGACUUGAACAACACAAUCUUCUACCGACGCGCUUUUACUGCUUUACCCACUGCUGCAGCGCUGAUAUACCUGCCUGUCUUGUUCUCUGCAGAUUCUUUCAGGCAUGUGCUGCUGGCUCUGCUGUCGUUGACUUCGUUGGCAGGCACGGUGUAUAUUUUGCUCCAUGUGCAUUCUGCGCCGGCUGCUGUGGAUAGUGGGAGUCUGUCGCCUGCGAUGAUUGAUAGUAGGGGUCCGUUGGAUGUUGCGUUGCCUUGGUUGAAUGUUGCGCUUACUGCUGUGCUGGCCUUGUCCGGUGUGCUGGCUUGGAAGAGAGACUUGCUGGAUGAAGCAUGGCGUGCUUUCUUGCCUGCUGCUAUUCUCCUCGUCACAAUGUACGCUCGUUCUCAACUCGUUCCCCUCGAUGUCGCCAGCUUGGAACGUCUCAAGUACAAUUACAAGGGUGCUUGA
Molecule: messenger RNA, 570 nt
Organism: Aureobasidium namibiae CBS 147.97
Lineage: Eukaryota; Fungi; Ascomycota; Dothideomycetes; Dothideales; Saccotheciaceae
Exons: 2
Coding region: 1-570 (189 amino acids)
Source: RefSeq, a predicted model, not a curated record